CGGGGCAACGUUACCUUCUGUUUUUGAAAUUUCUUUUUUUUCCAAGUGGCCAGUGUUGGAUUUAAAAAGUUCCAUUUCGAAUUUGGAAAUGAAACCUCUGUUUUUGUUAGUAUUGUCGCUGCACGUCGUGGUUAGUGUAAGAGACAACAGCACAAAUGAAUUCUCAGUGGAAAACGAAGAUUCAAGAGUGUUGUCGAGACGGAAGAGGUUCUUAACAUUUCCCGACGGUAGUUCUUUACAACUGGUAUUCUGCGUGCAAACUUCAGCGCUCAUUCCUAUUGGCGAUAUCUUCUUGUACGGAAGUACGGCGGCGCUCGCGUGGACUCUCCCUGCCGACCCUACGUUCACCGAAUUCUUCACUGGCAAAGAUAAAGCACAGAGGAGAGAAGACGUCAGGAAUAUCAACUAUGUCGACGAACGCGGAAGAGUUAUUGCACGGGUUCCUUAUAAAAGGAGACCAAUAGUCAACCCAGCAUUUGCUAAACGGAGUGUGGACGAACCCCAGACAUUCAAAGAGAAGUUAAAGAUGAAAAUAGACAGAAUGAAGAUGCACGAAAUGCAAACAAAUAGAGAAUAUCUGAAGAAGGAACACUUGGAUGAGAAAAGCAUAGAGUUUCACAGAAGUAACAGGUUAGAAUUGUUACAGAGGAUUGAGAGAUUGCUAACUGCGUAAGUAAAUUGCGUUCUAUGUUUUACGUUUAUUAGUCAUACAUUUAAAAAGUUGAUAUAUAAAUCGUUCAGAAUGUCACUUCCACGACAAACAGAUUACGUGGUCAUUUUCUCUAGGCAAUAGUUUCUUUUGUUAUUGUCAAUUAAUGCCAUCAAGUAGCAAUGUAUAGGACUUAUAAUUUGGUUUCACCAGCGAAUUAUGUAGAAAGAACAGCCCAAGUCUUAGAAUAGAAAGAAUAAAGUAUUUUAUUUUUAGUUCUGGUUAGAUUUUUUUUUAUUGAUGCGAAUUAUUUUAUGAUGUUUAUCGUAUACAUUUUGCUCAUAGUCUUACAUUGCUUUAAGCAGGUAGAUAGACUAUUCUACAUAAUUUGCUGUAUUCAUAGGUGUACGCUCUUUGACCCCACUUACCUCUUUGUUUACAUUGAAUGCGAUCAAUGGGUGUGAGCAAAGCGAUCUAGGGCCCCUUUGGUGAUUGAUCGGGCAUAAUAAUAACGAACAGCUCGUCGGAGAGUGUGAUGGGCUAUCUAUUGUAAACUGGUCUAUUUACAAGUUAUUGAUGAGUGAAACUUUAAUUGUUUAUUACUUCAUCUAUUUUUAUGGUACAUCAGCAAAUUACAUUUUAAACAUACAUUAAAUAAGAGGUAAUAAUAUAAUGGUACAAACAUGCAAGUCAAUAACAGUUAUACACAGCAUUGAAAAUAUAUUAUACUGCGUUAUUAUUAUUACAACAUUCAAUCAAACAGAUAAUAUAUAC
Messenger RNA from Manduca sexta (tobacco hornworm), 1423 nucleotides. RefSeq lists its product as uncharacterized. NCBI's taxonomy places the organism in Eukaryota, Metazoa, Arthropoda, Insecta, Lepidoptera, Sphingidae. The transcript is spliced from 3 exons. Bases 89 to 673 code for a protein of 194 amino acids. The record is from RefSeq and is a predicted model, not a curated record.